AUGCCUUCCGCCGAUGCCCAGAAGGGUCACCUCCAGUCAGUACUAGAGAACAAGGGCAUCCGUUUCCAGUUCAAGACCGGCAGUGCCAAGUAUGAGUGCCACCUCCAGGACCGUUCUACUUACGAGCGCACGAAGGCGACCAGAACCAACUCUACGGAGUCACAGACCAGCUCGUCGUCUGCUUCCACGAUCAGCAGUUCCCACUAG
Messenger RNA from Colletotrichum orchidophilum, 207 nucleotides. RefSeq lists its product as uncharacterized. The record is from RefSeq and is a predicted model, not a curated record. NCBI's taxonomy places the organism in Eukaryota, Fungi, Ascomycota, Sordariomycetes, Glomerellales, Glomerellaceae. The transcript has 2 exons. Bases 1 to 207 code for a protein of 68 amino acids.